AUGCACGUGGGUGGUACCGGUGCGGGCGACCGGCCUUCCUCGGCAGCCCAGGAGGUUGGAAAGGCCGCCCGGCAAGGGCAAGCAGGACGAGUUGACGGGAUUCUCUUGUGGGGGAGAUCGGAGCUGCCUAAUGGUCUCGAGGGAGAGCAGUUCUUCCCCGAUGUUGUUCCCAAGGUGGACCCCGUGGACUUCCACGAUUCCGGGGAAGAGGAGAGUGGCAACUACGACCUAGUCGAGGACCUCGUUACCGAAGAAACCUACAAGGUGGCGAAAGACCAGGCAUUGGAGUUCUAUGCGUCGGGGAGCGGCCCGCGUCUAGAGCGGGCGCGCGCGCGUGCGGCCCGAGCCGCCAAGAACAAAAACGCGCGCCGCCGUCGCCGUCGCCCUAGUGGGGGUAGCGGCAACGCCAGCGGCGGGACAUCCUCGGGUUUGGUGCCACGACAAGGCUCUUCGGAUGGCGACGGAAACGGUGAUGGUGGUGGUGGUAGGUUUUCUUUUGUUCGAAGCAGUGGUAAAGGUGGGGGCGAUUGCAGCGGUAGCAGCAGCAGCGAUAGCAGCAGCAGUAGCGGGUACAGCAGCUACGGUGGCCGUAGCGGCAGCGGCAGCGGCAGCGGCAGCGGCAGCGGCACCAGCGACGGAGAAAACGGCGGCACGAAGAAGAAGGACGACGGUGCCGAUGGCCUCGAAGGAGCGGGCGGGAGGGGCGGCAGAGAGGAGGCCCUGGAGGAGGACCUAGAGAGGUACUGGUCAGAGACCCCAUCGGGGGUGUUUGCAUCAUCCUCUUCGUCAUCGUCGUCGACCUCUUCUGACUCGGAAGCUGAACCAAGACCCGACGCAAGACUCAUCGCCGCAACCGCCGCUUCUGGGGCCGACCAAAGCGGUGAUCGAGUUGGGGGAAACGGAGCUGCCCGGCCGCGCCUCGGUGCUGCGACCGGGCGUGCCAACGGUGCUAGCGGUAGCGGUGACGCCUCCCUGGAAAACAGAGGAGGGGUUGUUGGCGCUUAUAGCGCGAGCGGCGGCGUUGCGGGUGCCAGUAUUCAAGCCAAUGGCGGCACCUCGGGUGCAAGCGCUGAGAAGGUUAGGGCUGGUGAAAACGACAUGGACGUGGACGAGGAGGAGGAGGGGGGUUCGCCGGCUGACAAGGGCAAAGGGCCCGCGCGUCGCCGAGCGGCGGCUCGUGGCGUUGACGCACGGCAGUCUCAGAGGGACUCCAAGGGGAAGGGACUAAUAAGAGAGACGGACAGUGAUGACGACGAGGAGAGCUCAGGCAAUGAGACUGAAAGGGUUAGUAGCAGCGACGGCGACGGAAAAGAAGACGAGGGGAGGAGGGGGGGAAGCGACGAUGGCCUGGACGGCCCGGGAGCGGUGCAACUGCUAGGCCUCAAGGCGGAGUUCAUGCCCGUGUCGCAGGGCGCGUGGGAGGACGCCGUCUGCCUUGGGGACUCCGGCGGAAGCGAUGCUGAAUCACGUCGCCGCUCUCCGGUCGGCGGCCGUUCCAGGUCGUCACCGGUGCCGACGCCCAUGGAUGUGUCCGCGCCCGGGUGUGACGAGGAGAGGGAGGAAGGGGGUGGGGCUGCGGCCACGGCGAAAAGGAAAGACGAAGGAAAAAGACGGGAUAGGACUGUGGACGAAGGGGCGGGGGGUUCCGCUGAGGGGAUAUCUGGCUCGAAGGGGGGGUCAGCGAACGCUGCUGCUGCCGGGGCUGCUACUGCGUCUGCUGAGGCCAAGGUAGAUUUGUUUGUAUCUCUUGUUGGUGCCAGUCGACGAGGCUCGCUUGCUAAAACGCCCGGCCGCUUCAGCUGA
Ectocarpus sp. CCAP 1310/34 is the source of this 1803-nucleotide messenger RNA. The record is from the annotation of a GenBank genome assembly. NCBI's taxonomy places the organism in Eukaryota, Phaeophyceae, Ectocarpales, Ectocarpaceae.